UGUUGGGAAAAGUGGGGCACAGUGGAGCCGCGGGGGGUGACCUGCACCCGGGAGAGAACCCGGAGGGGCGAGAAAAAUUUGCGCGGGAGGACGUGGAAGAGAAUAUCCCCAGCAGGGAAGCUCCCCAGAGGAGUCAGGGAGGACGGAUCCACCCCGGCGCGGAGGGUUCUGUGAUGGGAUCUGGGGAGAGGCCGAGGGCUGCGUGCUGCUCCAUGGACUUUGGCAUGUUGGCUGGGAAAACAAGCUCCACAGUGCACCCCAUAAGCCGUCACUCCCCCUACAUAACCCAUCAGCGGAAGAACAAAAGCAAAAAGAUCCUUGCGGAAGAUGGGAAUCAGAGGAGAACGUUCUAGAUAGCGUGUUAGCAGACAUCUACAUCAUACACAUGCCACAGAGCCCUCGCACGACAAUCCCAGAGGUGGUCACACAAGCAUUCAUAGCCUCAAAAAUGCUGGGGAGCCCCGAAUUUAUUAUCCUAGCAGGUUGGGGUGAAGUAAUGAUCACGUGUCAGACUCUUCCAACUUCCUUACCCUCCAAAAAAGUCAGUCUGCGUCAGAUUGAAGGAUAGUGGCUGUGUGCUUGCAGGGCUCAGCUCACCAUCAUGAUCCAUUCUAUGCUCUGAGGCAUAGAGGGUUCAUCAACCAGGGACUGAGGAGAAACCCCACAUCCCCUGGGAAGCAGAGCGCCUGCUCCUGGGCUCACUGUGAUGCCAGCUUGGCGCCUGACUACUGACAGGCCCAGUGCUGCCACCAGCCCCAUCUUCCCUGCUAGUUCUGUUUUAAAGUCCUGCCCUUUCAGGGCUGCAUCCUGAAGUAUUUAUAGAUGAGUGAUGUAAUAUCUAGAAUGUGCUUCAAAAACAGUUCAAGUGUCAGGAUGUGAGUGGGGGCAGAGAUGAAACAGACUGGCCACUUGGGGCUCCUGGGGGAGCCAGAGGAGGAGCUGGUGGAGAGUCACUGUGUCCCUGUGUCUCAGUGCGUGUGACGUGUGUCCCUUCUUCUACAUGAAGUUUGUGGUUUUAGAAAGCGCCGUUCUCCACAGCACUUCCAUGCCGCCUUUGCUGUAAUCACUUAAGUCUCUGAACACGAGCCUGGCUCAUGAUCCACAUUGCCAUGUUCUGAACCAUGAACGACUGGAUGCCCAUUGCCAAGGAAUAUGACCCGCUUAAAGCUGGCAGCAUCGAUGGCACCGAUGAAGACCCGCACGAUCGAGCAGUCUGGAGGGCUAUGCUGGCAAGAUACGCCCCCAACAAAGGGGUCACGGGGGACCCCCUCCUAACCCUGUUUGUGGCCAGACUAAACUUGCAGACCAAGGAGGAGAAGCUGAAGGAGGUGUUCUCCCGCUAUGGGGACAUCCGGCGGCUGCGCCUGGUGAGGGACUUGGUGACGGGCUUUUCGAAGGGCUACGCCUUCAUCGAGUACAAAGAGGAGCGUUCUCUGCUGCGCGCCUACCGCGACGCCGACGGCCUGGUCAUCGACCAGCACGAGAUAUUCGUGGACUACGAGUUGGAAAGGACUCUCAAAGGGUGGAUCCCCCGGCGACUUGGAGGAGGUCUGGGGGGGAAGAAGGAAUCAGGGCAGCUGAGAUUUGGGGGGCGGGAUCGGCCUUUUCGAAAACCCAUUAAUUUGCCAGUUGUUAAAAAUGACCAGUAUAGAGAGGGGAGGCGGGAACGGAGGGAGCGGUCUCGAUCCCGGGAGAGACACUGGGACUCGAGGGCGCGGGAUCGAGACCAUGACAGGGGCAGAGAGAAGAGAUGGCAGGAGCGAGAGCCCGCCAGGGCGUGGCCUGAAAAUGACUGGGAGAAAGAGAGGGACUUCAGAGAUGACAGGGUCAAGGGGAGGGAGAAGAGGGACAGAAGUAAGUAGCGCUCAGCAGCAGCACCGGCCGGAGGAGACGGCACAAGUAAAGGCCUUGCUGCUCUGAUCGCUUGGAUACGAAGGACGAGUCCCUGCUCGAGCGCAGCUUCCUGACGCUGCCGGGGUUUGCAGUAAGUUUCCUCUCCAGUCUGUGACCCAGAUUCAGGCUGAACAUGCUGACACUGUGAGUUAGUCCUCUUCAAGGUCACAUUCUUUAAUAAGCUUGAGAAACAGACUCGUCUCACCAGCAUCUGAGUAGAAAGGCACGUGUUUCGUCUCUUCCCUCUGGUUUGCUGGCGACGGGAUGUUCAGUCUGCACUGCUGGGGGCUCUGAAUAGAUACCACUGCAGUCACAUUGUUCAAAAGUGACUUCUUGCAUUUUUGUUCUGUCAAGGGCUGUGUCUUUGAAAGUGCAGGUUCUUAAAAUUCAAACUGUUUCAUACAAAAUAAAUAGCUGAUUUUGUCUGGAGACUCACACCUUCAUAGGCGGGUUUUGCACAGGAGUAUCACUCACCGGUGCACAGGGCACCUGCCCUAUCUUAAAACUGCUGUCAGCUGCUAGACGUGUUCUAGAAAAAUACACUCUGGAUUUCUGGUGCAGAAGUUUGCUGUCACCCAAGUCUCAGAAAUCAGCGUUGCAGGAACACAUUCUGCUGUCACCCACAUUUCAGGACAAAGUGCUCCCAAAGUGUGUCCUGGGCCAGAGUAGGCAGGUGCUUCAGCUGAACAAGAGUGCUCCACAGUAGAGAGGCUCCCUGGUGGUUACCAAUCCGAGGAUCAGAACAGGAGUGGGUUUUAAAAAUCUGCUCGCUCAAACCCUACCCUGGGCCCAGGGCAAAGUCUGGUGUGGGACCUGGUAGCCAUAAAAGAGAAAGAAAUGGGUAGCCUCACCACAGCAGGGGCUUUAGCAGUAACCUUCAGAGUGAUGUGCCCUCUGACCUAGCUUCUGGGUUAUUUUACAGACCGCCACGCUGUGGGACAAUAAAGGCUAGGAGGUGGGGUCCCCAUUGUCAGUGGGGCCUGCGUGCAACUGGCUCUCCAGUAGACGGCUUCCUCACCUCCCCUUGUGAUACCUGCAGCUGGGUCAUUCUUUGUGGGGCUGCACUGGGCCUGGCAGGGUGCGGAGCAGCACCCCUGGCGCCUACCCACUGUGUGCAGCAGCACCCUCCCUGCCUGUUGUGACAACCCAAACCCUAAACUGCCCAGUGACCCCGGUGGGGGAAGGGGCAAAUCACCAGGGUGGAGACCCACUGUCUCUACUAAUAUGGCACAUUCUCCAGGAUACGUGAUGAAGAAAAGCACAGAAGAGCAUGUAUUUAGGGGAAGAGAAUGCAAGUAAACGUAUUUCUUAACAUAAUUGCUUAUAUUUUUAUGAACUAUUUUAGGAAAGCUACUCAAAGUGGUCAUACUAGUUGCCCUGGGAAGGGCAACUGAAGGUUGUGGUGGUGGUGGGAUGGGGGUUCCUCAGUACAAAUGCUUUUCUACUUUUUGAGAAUAAUAAUUCUAGUGGCAGUCAGGUGCAGGAACCUCUGCUCUAAGCCAGCAUCAUCACAUUCAGCCCACUGGAAACAGUCCAUGUGUGUUCUGUAAACCCACCCCAUGGCUUCUCAGCAAACACUGUAGAAUGCCACCUGUCCGGUGUCUGUGGGUGCUGUUGUUAGGAAGUGCUUGCUACCUCACCAGCCUUGAGCCCUGGGUGCCCUGUGGGUGGAGAAAAGGUAUUAUUUGGGUAACCCCCCCCCCACUCGCCAGGUGUGCCCAGGGCACCUGGCCCCUGCCACCACAGCCCCGCAGUCAGCCAGGUGUAGGGUCCCCAAGUCAUUAUUUCACCCCUCUCUGGCGCAUGUCCAUCCCCACCCACCAUCCCACAUCCCCUUGGGGGGCACCCAUUCCCAAUCUGUUUUAGGGUAUUUGUAAUCUUCUUGGCAGGGGGCUACCUAUUGGUACAGUGAAUGCUAGAAGGAAAAAGGAUGCCAAGAAAAAAGUCCACAAGAGAAACAGAGCAACAAUGUCUCAUCCUUAGCAACUUUGUUUGGUUAGUACUGCGCAACUCACAGCAGAUUGCAAGGCACUGGCCUUGAACAUUGGACAUGCUCUAGGCAUUAAUGGUAACGAGGUGCGGUCCACAAUGGGGGGCUCUUGAACAGCUGUCUUUAGUUUGUGGGUGGAAAUGCUGUUGUCCGUGUUUCCUUUUGCCAUCUGUCUGUCUGAGCUAGUCCAGCAGGUCCUGUGUCUUGGCAGACCCUACUUGUCUAACCUAAUCCAUCCACCCCCUAGGGACACAACUCAUGCAAAGUUGGCCCUGCUUGCGCUUGUGACCAGCACCAUCAUAAAAGCUCUACGCGGAGAAGUUCACACGAAGCAAAUCAAACAGCAGUUGCAGUGGCAAGUGAUGUAUUUGGCUUAAAGAAGUUACUGUGUCACUCAGGUUAAUGCAAAAGUCCUGCCUCAGUCCAUGGUCUAUUAAACAUAUAUCCUAAGGGAUUGGCAUUGUCUAUUAUAAACGGGGGAGCCCUGGGUAUAAAUAAACAUUUCUUUCGCGUUUGGCAUCCGUUUUUCAAUGUGCUUCCUCAAAGCAGACAGUUUGUUUGAGGGAUCAGUUUUGAGGGUGCAUCUGCACCGAGCAGU
Messenger RNA from Talpa occidentalis (Iberian mole), 4481 nucleotides. It is a transcript of the gene SNRNP35, whose product is annotated as small nuclear ribonucleoprotein U11/U12 subunit 35. The record is from RefSeq and is a predicted model, not a curated record. The coding region runs from base 1122 to 1862 and encodes 246 amino acids. Gene Ontology annotation, molecular function: mRNA binding; snRNA binding. Gene Ontology annotation, cellular component: U12-type spliceosomal complex; precatalytic spliceosome. Lineage: Eukaryota; Metazoa; Chordata; Mammalia; Eulipotyphla; Talpidae. The transcript has 2 exons. Gene Ontology annotation, biological process: mRNA splicing, via spliceosome.